AUGCCUAGCAAAUUUAAAUGAAAGCCAGCCCAUGUAAAAGUUCGAGUACAUUAAUACAUUUGCUAGCGAUUUUUUCAAUCAAAGACGAUGAGAGUGACAAAAAACACACUAGAAGCAGGUGCUUGGACAAAGUUUCGCUUGUUGAUGUGGAAGAAUUUCCUGCAGCAAUGGCGGCAUCGAUAUCAGACUAUUGUAGAGCUGCUCCUACCAGUCUUGACAAUGUCACUCAUUCUUAUUUUGCGACAACAGAUACAACCAGUUAUGCAUGAUAUCACCAGAUUUCCACAUUUUCCCGCCCACACGUUGAAUUUUUCACUACCAGUUUUACAGGGACUUAAUUUAACAGAACUUUCAUUAGCAUACUCUCCGCAGAGUCCAGUUUUGGAGGAUGUGAUUCGAACAGCGGUAGUAAACCUAUUUGCUCGAAAUUUAAAUGAUUUGAUUUCAAUUAUAAUUGAGCAAGAACCUGAUAUUCCCAUUGAAAUUCCUCCUGAUAUUGAUAUAAGUGAAAUCCAUGAAUAUUUAAAAAAAUAUGUUAGAUUAACAGCAUAUAAUAGGAGCUCUGAAAUGAGAGCAAUAUACAGCGACGAACAAGAAAUACGAAAAGUCGUAGCAGCAGUGGAAUUUGAUGAUAGUUUGUUAGGUGCGGAAGAGUUGCCAACUCAAUUGUCGUAUUCGCUUAGAUUUCCAGAAAGACCUCGUUUAAAUUCAUUUUACUCAAUCGGAGGGCGUUCUUGGCGCACAUAUAUUAGUUAUCCACUAUAUGUGUUACCUGGACCUCGAUUUCCUUAUUCUUGGGAAGGAGGGAACGAUCCCGGUUAUGUCAAUGAGAUGUUUAUAGCAAUACAGCAUGUAGUAUCAAUGGAAUUGAUUUCUCAGUUGACUAAAAAAAAUCUACAUAAUUUUAAUGUUCAUUUACAAAGAUAUCCACAUCCACCAUACGUUGAAGAUUUGGCUCUGGAAGGACUAAGUAUUAUAUUUCCAAUGUUUUUCAUGUUGAGUUUUACUUACACGGCGGUUAAUAUCAUACGAACCGUUACUAUAGAAAAAGAACUUCAACUAAAGGAAACAAUGAAAAUAAUGGGCCUUCCUACUUGGUUGCACUGGACGGCCUGGUUUUGCAAGCAAUUCAUUUUCUUAUUUAUAACUACUGGCUUAAUUAUGAUUAUAUUAAAGGUAAAUUGGUUUACUAAUAACCAGGGCUUCAGUGAUUACGCCGUAUUUACUAACACACAUUGGACAGUUUUAUAUUUCUACAUCAUGUUAUAUUUGUCUUGCACUAUAUGCUUUUGUUUUAUGAUUAGUGGUUUGUUUUCUAAAGGAAAUACAGCAGCCUUAUUCGGGGCGGUUAUUUGGUUUUUUACGUUUAUUCCGGCUACUUUGUUACAACUUGAUAACAAUGUGCCUUUUGCUGUCCAAGCUAUUUCGUGCUUCAGUAUAAAUUCAGCGAUGUCCUUAGGAUUUACAUUGAUAUUAAAUAAAGAAAAUGCUGGAGGUAUGCAAUGGGGAGACUUUUUCACAAGUAAUGCGGUUGAAACAAAUAAUAUAGUAUUUGGUGAUGUAUGCAUAUUUCUUCUCGUGGACACAAUACUUUACAUGUUGAUAGCUCUAUAUUUAGAACAGGUGCUACCCGGUCCAUUUGGAACCUCUAGACCUUGGUACUUCCUCUUUCAGAAGUCGUUCUGGUGUUCUUCAGCAACAAUAUCAACAGACGGCGAUUUUGAUCACGUACCAAAUGUUGACGAUGCUAUUAAAGAAAAGGAUCCCACGGAGCUAGAAAUCGGAGUAAAAAUGUCGAAUUUAACGAAAGUUUACGGAAAAAAUAUAGCUGUUAAUAAUAUGAGCUUGAAUAUAUAUGAUGAUCAAAUAACUGUCCUUUUAGGACACAAUGGAGCAGGAAAAUCUACUACGAUUGCCAUGUUAACAGGUAACGUGGAAGUAACACGGGGUAGCAUAUGGGUGGCAGGGUACAAUAUGACCACACAGAUGCCUCGCGCUCGUGCUCACAUCGGCCUCUGUUCACAACACAAUGUAUUAUUCAAUGAACUCACGGUGCGAGAACACUUGGAGUUCUUUGCCAGACUUAAAGGAUUUUCGGGGCGAGAACUGGAUGAAGAAAUAGACAAGCUAAUCGACAAAUUAGAGAUGCAGGAGAAGAGACAUUACAUGGCGCGAGGCUUGUCCGGUGGUCAGAAGAGGCGAUUGUGCGUGGGUAUCGCACUGAGCGGCGGCGCACGUGUCGUAUUGCUCGACGAGCCCACCUCCGGCAUGGACCCCUCCUCGCGAAGAGCUCUCUGGGAUCUUCUACAGAGAGAAAAAAAAGGUCGCUCAAUAAUCCUAACGACGCAUUUCAUGGAUGAGGCGGACUAUCUUGGUGAUCGAGUGGCGAUUAUGUCAAGCGGUCGCUUGCAGUGUGUUGGUUCUCCUUAUUUCUUGAAACAACACUAUGGUGUUGGAUAUACUCUUGUAUUUGUUAAAAACACAGACUUCCAAAUAGAUGUUUGUACUGCCGUCAUCAAUAAAUAUAUACCAGGCACAGUGGUAAAAGAGGAUCAUGGAAUAGAAGUAACCUAUAAUUUGCCAAAUAAUUACUCCCACGUAUUUGAAGACAUGCUUAUUGAUCUAGAAAGCAAAGCAGAUAUUAUACAAUUCAAGAACUACGGUUUAGUCGCUACUACGCUUGAAGAUGUGUUCAUGUCGGUAGGCUCUGAUGUUGAAGCUCAUUCGAUAUCUGAGGAUACGACUGUAACAGCUGAUGUAUCAGAGGAAAGAUGUAGCAGUGUAGAUGACUUAUCUUUACAAUCAUGUGAGUAUUACAAAAGCGAUGACAGUGCAACCGGUUAUCGUUUGUUGUGGUUACAUGUCAGUGCAGUAUGGCUAAAACUGUUUUUGGUAUGGAGCCGUUCAUGGGGACUUAUGUUUUUACAAGUCUUAGUGCCCAUCAUUCAAAUAAAUAUUAGUUUGGCUAUAUUGUAUUACAUAGUUUCAAAUCGGGCAAUUGUGAUUUCGAGACCACUCACUCUUACAGAAGGUUAUGUUGCCACCGAGACAUUUUUAAGUUAUAAUGGUACAAACUCGUCAUCGUUUGGCGCCUCAGUAAAAGAGGGUUAUAAGAAUUUAUAUAACAGCUCGAACAUUGAUUCUAUGUCGGUGACGGUAGUUGAGGGCCACAAUGUCGAUGAUUAUUACUUGAAAAGGAUGGCUAAUCCUCUACAGUGGGGUGAACUCCGUGGAAGAUUCCUGAUUGGUGCGACACUCGACGACGACGCAGCUACGGCUUGGUUUAGUAACUUUGGCUACCACGACGUGGCCACAUCUCUGGCUACAUUGCACUCCGCUAUACUUAAAAGUCUCAACCCUGAAGCCACUAUUAAUGUGUUUAACCAUCCUUUGGAAGUUAAUUAUAGUGACAAUAGCAAUCAACAUAUGUUGUUAUCAUUGUUAGCUUUGCAAAUUGCAGCUAGCAUCGGCAACAGUCUUGCUAUCAUCAGUGCUGUUUUCAUUAUGUUCUAUAUUAAGGAGAGAGUUUCUCGUGCGAAGCUGCUUCAGCGGGCGGCGGGCAUGCAGCCGGCGCUCAUGUGGGGCGCGGCGGCCUGCUUUGACUGGAUUUGGUUUAUGAUCACCUGCCUUACUAUUCUGAUUUCCUGUGCCGCUUUUGGUGUUAUAGGAUUGUCAACCGUUACUGAACUAGGAAAUCUAUAUCUAUGCUUAAUGGUUUACGGAGCAGCGAUGUUACCUCUACAAUACUUAUUUUCGCUCAUUUUUAAUGGCCCCGCUCUCGGAUUUGUUAUAGUAUUCUUCACUAACGUAAUAUUUGGUUUAAUUGGCGCUCAAAUAGUUGAAGCUCUAUCCUCACCUGCAAUCAACACUGGAAUGGCAGCAGAUAUUUUAGACUACAUUCUGCCCUUCUUUCCACUUUAUAGCGUAGUAUCGUCGGCAAGACAACUGAAUCAAGUCGGAUUAAGGAUACACUCGUGUUUGGAAGCCUGCGAUUACUUGUCUUCUAUAUUUCCAAAUUUAGAAGACUGCACUCUGGAGCAAUUGUGCAAUGAAUUUUCAGAUAAUUGUUGCAUCAGCGACAACCCGUUCUUUGUUUGGGAAAAACCUGGUAUAUUGCGUUACAUUCUCUGUUCACUUAUAUCCUGUGUGUUUUUCUGGAUCUUAUUAAUGAUGAUCGAAUAUAAUUGGAUUCAGAAGUUAUUUAUUCGUCGAAAGAAAUCCCCGCCCUUGACAAAAUCAUUGGAUUCGGACGUUGAGGACGAAAUUAAGCACGCACAGGUCGUAGACGAAAAAUCUUCAGACGUCGCGCUCGUCGCGCGCGGACUUACCAAAUACUACAAAGACAAUCUAGCAGUAGAUCAGAUUUCUUUCACUGUAAGUGAAGCAGAAGUUUUCGGUCUACUUGGAAUUAACGGAGCCGGAAAAACUACGACUUUCAAGAUGUUAAUGGGUGACGAAACGAUUUCUAGUGGGGACGCUUUUGUCAGCGGGUAUUCUGUUAGAAAGAACAUUACUAAAGUUUAUGAAAAUAUAGGUUACUGUCCACAAUUCGACGCUGUGUUUGGAGAACUGACAGGUCGAGAGACAAUUCAUUUGUUUUCACGGUUUCGUGGUUUAAAGGACUGCAGUUCAUCGCUACGCGCAGAAGUACUUGCCAAUGCUUUAGGGUUUACUAAACAUCUUGAUAAAAGGGUGUAUCAAUACUCGGGAGGGAACAAGCGCAAGUUGAGCACAGCGGUGGCGCUGCUGGGGCGCACGCGGCUCAUCUUCGUGGACGAGCCGACGACGGGCGUGGACCCGGCCGCCAAGCGGCAGGUGUGGCGCGCCGUGCGGGCCGCGCGCCGCGCCGGCCGCGCCUUCGUGCUCACUUCGCACAGCAUGGAGGAGUGCGAGGCGCUGUGCUCGCGCCUCACCAUUAUGGUCAACGGCCGCUUCCAGUGCCUCGGAUCGCCACAGCAUCUCAAGAAUAAAUUCUCUGAAGGAUUUACUUUGACACUAAAAUUGAAAAUGGAUGAAAACAAUACAGGAAAUUCAAGUUCAGGUGUCGACAAGAUUGAAGCAGUCAAGAAUUAUGUUGCUUUACAAUAUAAUAAUGUAAAGCUUGUGGAGGAGCAUCAAAGCACAUUGACUUACUACUUACCGGACCGCAGCGUGCCAUGGUCUAGAAUGUUCGGUAUAAUGGAGAAGGCGAAAAGAGAAUUAGACGUAGAAGAUUACAGCAUACUUCAAACGACUUUGGAACAAAUUUUCCUUCAAUUUACUAAAUAUCAACGUGACCAGAGCAGUAGUAGUUAAAGUAUCAUUUAUUGUAUUAUUGUAUGAUUUAAAAGAGAGUAUGUCACUAUUAAAAGGUGCAAAACACCAACAAAUUUUAUA
Melitaea cinxia (Glanville fritillary) is the source of this 5376-nucleotide messenger RNA. Its product is annotated as phospholipid-transporting ATPase ABCA3-like. Gene Ontology annotation, cellular component: intracellular membrane-bounded organelle; membrane. The coding region runs from base 88 to 5295 and encodes 1735 amino acids. The transcript has 31 exons. Gene Ontology annotation, biological process: lipid transport; transmembrane transport. Gene Ontology annotation, molecular function: lipid carrier activity; ABC-type transporter activity; ATP hydrolysis activity. Lineage: Eukaryota; Metazoa; Arthropoda; Insecta; Lepidoptera; Nymphalidae. The record is from RefSeq and is a predicted model, not a curated record.